Ctenopharyngodon idella (grass carp) is the source of this 897-nucleotide messenger RNA. RefSeq names its product junctional adhesion molecule-like. Bases 1 to 897 code for a protein of 298 amino acids. Lineage: Eukaryota; Metazoa; Chordata; Actinopteri; Cypriniformes; Xenocyprididae. The transcript is spliced from 4 exons. Gene Ontology annotation, biological process: cell surface receptor signaling pathway; cellular response to lipopolysaccharide; positive regulation of T cell proliferation. Gene Ontology annotation, cellular component: external side of plasma membrane. The record is from RefSeq and is a predicted model, not a curated record.
AUGUCGAGCACACCUAAUGGUAGUGAAGCCAUGAGCGCAGAUGGAGAGCAGAUGGGACCGGGCAACAUCAAUGGUCCUGGAGGCCAAGCAGAUACCCUGGAGUACAUUGUUCGAGGUUCUGGUCCUCUGGGAUCUUCAGUGGUUUUGCCUUGCUAUACUGAGACACCUUUAGUAACGGAGAAGCUGAAAGUUGUAUGGAGAAGAACAGACUCAGACACACUGGUUCAUCUGUAUCAAGAUGGUGAGAGUCGACCAGAGGAACAGCAGCAGGAUUAUCAUGAUAGAGCUCAUUUCUUUACUCAACAUGGAAACUUCUCCCUCCGUCUGGAAAACGUAAGAGCUGAAGACAAAGGAGUUUACAUAUGUAAAGUUUACAGUCAGCAGGUUUCUGACAAAAUUUUGGUUGAAAUAAAAGAUGUUGAGUACUUGCUAGUAUCAGGCUCCGAGGAGUCCAUAUCUGCGUCUGUGGGUGAGGAUGUCACUCUGAACUGCUCUGUAGACUCUCACAUCAAGCCUGAACACAUUAAAGAGGUUUCAUGGAAGAAAGCAGAUGAAGAUGAAUAUAUUCUGGUUCUGCUCUACCAAAACAAUGAGACUCAAUCAGAUUCAUCAGAUGAACAAUACAGAGACAGAGCUGAGUUCUUAACUGAUGAAAAACAAAACUUCUCUCUCAGACUGAAGAGUGUCAGGACUGAGGACAAAGGAGUUUACAUGUGUCAAGUGUUUGCUGGAGGACUUUCAGCCAAUGCAACUGUGGUACUGAAGAUACUGGGUUUCUCUGUUUCACACAUUAUGGUGUUGAUUCUCUGUAUUACUGCAUCUGGAUCUGCACUUCUGCUCUACUGGCUUGUUUAUUCCAAUCCAGAAGAUGAAGGUGUGUUUCUGGUGAAAACAUGA